UGAACCUGUGCGUCUUUUUGGACUUCUUCGUUUGUGGGUUUCUUUUCUGUUCUGCGGAGUAUAUCUAAAGCAGCUUUCUCUCUCCAUGACCUCUCUCUCUCUCUCACAUAGCUUCCUCUAUCCACACUUGUUUUCCGGGGGAUGAAGGGGUGUUUGGAACUGAUUCUGCUUCUGCUUCUUUUUUAAAAGCAGAAGCAGAAUCAGAAUCAGUUUUCAGAAGCUGGUACCCCCCAGCUUCUAAAAAAACUGAUUCUGAGAGUAAAUUAGAGCUCCAGAAGUGAUUCUGGAAUUUCACCCAAACACUCCAGCUUCUGCUUCUGCUCCCUGAAGGAGCAGAAUCAGUUCUGAGAAUCAGAUCCAAACACCCACGAAGUAUAAUAGGAGUAUAGGAAACCGAUUUCUCUGCUUCCACGACACAAUUUCGCCUCCUUCCCCUCUUCAAUACUUGCUGUGUCUGUCUCUUUAAUUUACAUUAACAGUAUAUUCAGAGUUUCUGACGCAUUAGUCUCUUUCCAUGAGGUGCGUUCUCUCUUUCUUCUGCUUUUCCCAGAAUUUUCUACUGUAUUUUCUAUUAACUUUGUAAGGGUUUUGGUAAUGGAACAUAAAAGAUGUGAUUUUUUGAACACCCGUCUACUGUCUUUCUGGAUUUACUGGAUUGCAGAUGUGGGUUUCGGUUUUUGGACCUUCUAAUUGUAGAAUUGUGACCUUUUUGCUGGUUUUUGGUGGGUUUUGUGUGAAAACUGAUGUCGGUGGAGCCAAAUUCAACAGUACAUGUGUUUGCCAAGUGUUAGAGAAUUCGGUCAAUUGAUUCUUCUAUGCUAGAUUCUUGUCUAUAGAUGAUACGGAGUAGUAAAUUUGAUGUGUUUUGUUCCAGUUUUAUUUGGAAUUACUCAUUUAUUCUUCUGGGAAAGCAAAAUAAGAAUUACUCCUAUUGGAACAAGAAAAACAAAUCAAGAAUUGCCCAUUCCAUCUUAGUCUUGAUCAUAAGUACGUUCUGGUUAAGACAGACUAAUAGAUCGUUUCAUGUGCAUUAUGGCUAAGUCAAUUGACCCUUGGGGAAUUAUUACAUCAAAUUUCACAGUUAUCCAUAUAAUAUUGAUGACAUAAAGUACUUUUUUUUCAGGGCUAUUAUUACAUUGAAGUGACUUUUUCUCUUUAUACUCGGAUGUGUUUCUUUUGUUGAAGUUAUGCUGCAUUUGAUAGUGUGUAUGUGUGAUUUGUUUAGGAUGUGGCAAUUGGAUUCGCCUUACAAGACCCAAGUUUCAAACGACCCUGAAGGGAAAGUGGGAAAUGCAUGGUCCAUGCACCUUGGAACUGGUGCAUAUCAUACCUCAUCUGAUGCAAGCUUGUUCUCUAGCUCAUUGCCAGUUCUUCCCCAUGAAAAAUUAAUGUCUCACAAGUCAGUUGAUGAUAGUGCUGCUAGCUUCAGUCAAUUCCAUAUAAAAGAAGGUGAAACAAGUAAACCUGGAAACUUUCUACCUGGGGAUGAGGAUGAGCUACUAGCAGGCGUAAUGGAUGAUUUUGAUUUAGGUGAGCUCCCCACUCAGCUGGAAGAAUUGGAAUUAGAAGAAGAUCUUUUUGGUGGGGGAGGCUUUGAAAUGGAACCUGAGCUCCAAAAUAAUCUACUUAAUGGCUUUGCAAAUUUAAGUAUGUCUCCCGGAAGCAGUAACAGCAAUGUGAAUUGUGGCUACUCAUUAAAUGGUAGUAUAGGGACAGUGGCUGGGGAACACCCCUACGGAGAGCAUCCUUCGAGGACAUUGUUUGUUAGAAACAUUAACAGUAACGUAGAAGACUCCGAAUUAAGAUCUCUAUUUGAGCAAUAUGGAGAUAUAAGAACUUUAUAUACUGCUUGUAAGCACAGAGGGUUUGUGAUGAUAUCUUAUUAUGAUAUCCGUGCUGCUCGAACUGCAAUGCGUUCUCUACAAAAUAAGCCUUUAAGGAGAAGAAAACUUGAUAUUCAUUUCUCGAUUCCAAAGGAGAAUCCAUCAGAGAAGGACAUUAACCAAGGAACUCUUGUUGUUUUCAAUUUGGAUCCAUCUGUAUCUAAUGAGGACCUUUGUCAAAUAUUUGGGACUUAUGGUGAAGUAAAAGAGAUAAGGGAGACACCACAUAAGAGACACCAUAAGUUCAUUGAGUUUUAUGAUGUCAGGGCUGCCGAUGCAGCUCUUAAGGCAUUAAAUAGGAGUGACAUUGCUGGGAAGCGGAUUAAGCUUGAACCUAGCCGACCUGGCGGAGCCCGCCGAAACUUGAUGCAACAAUUGAGCCUCGAGCAAGAACAUGAUGAUGUUAGAACAUUUAGGAACCCAGUCGGUUCACCAAUUGGCAGUUCUCCUCCAGCAAGCUGGGCGAAUUUUGGGAGUCCAGUCGAGCCCAAUCCAUUGCAUAAUUACAGCCCAUCUCCCAGUUCAAGAAAUCUCAGUCCUGUAAAUUCUAAUCAUUUGUCUGGGCUGGCCUCUAUCCUCUCAAAUCCUGUAAAGAUUGCACCCAUAGGUAAAGAAAUUGGAAGGGUUAGCCAGGGAAACCAACCAUCUCAUGCGUUCAAUGAGGCAAAACUAAGUUCAAGCUCGGGAAUUGGAACACUCUCUGGUCCUCAAUUUCUAUGGGGAAGUCCGCCGCCUAUUAACUCCGGGUCCGCAACAUCAUCAAUGGGCAAACCGUAUUCACACUGGCAGGGCCCGCUUCUCAGUCACGUGGGGUCUGCACCAUCCGGAAUACCACUGGAACGGCAUUUCGGGUUUUACCCCGAGUCGCCCAAUACAUCAUCAUACAUAAGCUCAAGUCUUAAUAAUAAUAAUACUAAUAAUAAUAAUGGAAACCAUGGCAUGAAUACAGCGGGUGUUGCUUUUGUGGGUGGGAGUUUUAGUGAAAGUGGUUCUCCUGCUUCUAGAAUGAUGCCAUUGUCAAGAAACAUUCCCAUAUAUUAUGGAAGUGGUUCUUAUGGAUCAAGUAAUGGUGAAGGAUUGAUUGAACGUGGUCGAGGUCGUAGGAUGGAAACCGGGAUCCAGUUGGAUAACAAGAAACAGUACCAGCUUGAUUUGGAGAGGAUAACGAGAGGGGAAGAUUCCAGAACUACUUUGAUGAUUAAGAACAUCCCUAACAAGUAUACUUCAAAGAUGCUACUUGCUGCAAUUGAUGAGACCCAUAAAAGUUCAUAUGAUUUCCUCUAUUUGCCAAUCGAUUUCAAGAAUAAAUGCAAUGUUGGGUAUGCCUUCAUCAAUAUGGUCUCUCCUCAAAGCAUUAUCUCUUUCUAUGAGGUAUUCAAUGGGAAAAAGUGGGAGAAGUUUAAUAGUGAGAAAGUUGCCUCAUUAGCUUAUGCAAGAAUCCAGGGAAAAGCUGCUUUAGUUGCUCAUUUUCAGAACUCUAGCUUAAUGAAUGAAGACAAAUGGUGCCGUCCUAUUUUAAUCCAGUCAGAGGGCCAUAAUCCUGCUGAAGAGGAACCUUUGCUGUCCAGCAACCUAAAUAUAUUCAUCCGCCAUCUUGAUGGGUCUUAUUCGGGAGAUUCUAUUGAAGAGAAGCCAAACUCUGGAAGCAGCAAAACUUCAACUCUUGAAAACGAUGCCAACGGGUUCUAACUGUUAAUGUCUUAUUCUAUAUGUACAUACAGCAGUUACUAAUGGGAACAGUGGAAGCGAUUUGAUCGCAUGUGUGCUGGGCAGUGUCUGGUUUUUGUACAUAUGACACUCCCAUGGCAUUAGAAAAUUUGGUAUUUAAGUAACUGUAAUAGAAUAAUAAGUCUAAGAAGCAUUUGACUUUACAAGUGUGUCUAUUAUGUCAUAUGCUUUGAUGGCUGCUUAUUAAUGUACAAUCUCAUCUCUCCUUUGUGCUUUUUUACUUUGGGGUUAAGUGGUUAACCUUAGCUACUGAUGAUUGUGUAAAA
Cuscuta epithymum is the source of this 3877-nucleotide messenger RNA. NCBI's taxonomy places the organism in Eukaryota, Viridiplantae, Streptophyta, Magnoliopsida, Solanales, Convolvulaceae. The record is from the annotation of a GenBank genome assembly.